UUAAGUUUCACACUUUCAGUACGCGAGGAGCUUUCAAGUCGAGAGCGCGUCUCGUCGCGAGCCUUUACGACAUACGUAACUGAAAUAUUAUGUGAACUAUUGUUAGUAUGCAAUCUAUUUCGGAGAUUAUCAGCUCUUCACGUCUAAGAUGAAAGCGUGGAGUACUCACGAUCAAGAUACGACGCUGUUCUGCUGUCGGGCAUUACAUGUCAAGCAUGCUGCUUAUGCCAGUGCUCUGUAUACCUUGAAUAUAUCAAUAUUAGUGGUGCUAUUGUACAGUUGGAGGAUCGGAGUUAAUGCCAAGAAGUAUAAGGACCUGGACGACGUUUACUAUGGUGUGCAGAUAGCAUACUUUGCGAUAAUUGGAACGCAAAUGUUCAUGAUUGUCCUUAGUAUAUUCCUCUUCUAUGGGAUUUAUAAAGAAAACGUUGCUUUCUUGGUGCCUUGGGUUGUUGGUUGCAUGACCUUCAUGGCUUUGGAGGCAAUGGCCAUGGUUUAUUCAAAUAUUUUAAGGGAUCACGUCAAUAAGCAAUUCGACGCGAUGUGUAAAGCGGAAAUUACUUUUCUAAUUCCGAGAAUAUUGUUAAAUUGUUUAUGCAUUGGUUGCGUCCUGCGACUAUAUCACCUCCUAAGAGCAGGUGUGACUUGGAAGGGGGCGGCUCCGAUUGAGCUGUGACUAUUGCCCAAAGAAUCAAAGGACUCCACAGUUCCUUGCGAAUCGAGCCUGUUGCUAGGCAACGUGGAAAGUGAUACAGACGCUAGUAUGCAUUCUCUAUGACAAACUGUGUACGUGUAAAAUCCGUAUUACGUUGUGAUAAAUUGAGUAUUGAAUUUUUGCAUAUGUGUGUACAAAGUAAAUAGCGUUAUUAAAUUAUUAUGUUCCACUAUGACUACGUUGAGUCUAGUGUUUGUAAAUUGAUAUUGUAAUAGCUAUGCCAUAAUGAAUACUUUAUUUUAUAUUUAGUAAAGAACGUAGAACCGCUUACGACCAGAAGAAGUUAUAAGUAAUUUCAUGUUAUUCUUGAUAGAAAAUGAUACGCUUUUUAUGGCUUUCAAUACCCUAGUACUCUAAUGGUGAAUAAACGUGUCCGAACUGAUGACCUCCGGGCUUUGUGUCGCGAAACUAAGAGUUAAGUCUCGAUUUAGAGGGGUAAGAAUUUGAAACAAAAGACGAAUCUUACGUUUGACUGCGUUUGAUUGGUUGGUCAAACGGAUAUACUACAUGUCACGUGUCAAAACGAGAGGCGCCUUUGACCAAUUAGAAUGAAACGGAACGCGCCACCAUUUCCUCUUUCAUUUUACAAUAUCACACUGAAUCAUACUCUUAACUUGUUAAACCAUACCACGAGGGUAGAGGCGGAAUCAUUUUCUGGCAUAACUCGAAAGCGGCAGUAGAAAAAAAAAAUUACUAAUUUUUAUCUGUUACUAAUAAUUGUUGAAAGUAGCUUAGGUAUAUUGUAUAAAACAUUGUAAAUAUUGUAGUAAAAUAUUUUUUGAUAUAGCCUUAAUACAUUGCUUUGAGCGUUAUAUUUUAUGGGAAUGUCAGUUUGUAUAUAAACAUAUUAUGUGUAUGUGCUGUCGUAUGUAAAAUAAAUUAUUGAAUGUUC
Molecule: messenger RNA, 1607 nt
Organism: Pieris napi
Lineage: Eukaryota; Metazoa; Arthropoda; Insecta; Lepidoptera; Pieridae
Exons: 7
Coding region: 149-676 (175 amino acids)
Source: RefSeq, a predicted model, not a curated record